AAACUGAGAAGUUUUGAUAUUUUUCAAAGGAAAGUAAUUAAAGACACAAUGAUUAAUAAUAAGUCUUACCUGGUGGAAAUGAAGCCAUGUUUUCUCUUCACUGUUGUCACUGCACAGGUGAGAGAUGAAUGCUAAAACUGCAACAAACAUGUUGCUUUUUAUAGCUCAACAGAUGACACGCCUCCUGCAGUAUUAUACAGUCAGAGAACAGCAGUCUGCAGGCUUUAGACAGUGUCACACAGAGUUAUGCUUCAACAGACCGAACAACUUCCACUCACUGUUAUUCGUUCAAAUCCUGCAUCAUGGGAAACUUUUUCAGCAAAUGGCAAGACGGAAGCAACGAGACUAAAGACAGACAACCGGCGGCAGACAAUAUGAGCUUCCUGAUGAAGUGCGUGGGAUUACAAUGUAUAACAAGACCACACACUGAUGAGGCAAAGACAGGAAGACACACUGGCACCACAGUGAACCUUGUUCUUCUGGGAAUGGCUGGGACUGGAAAGAGUGCCAGUGGGAACACCAUCCUUGGACAGAAACACUUUGUUUCUAGACCCAGUUCAACGGCCGUCACCACAAAUUGCCAGAAUGUACAAACUGAGAUCAGUGGUGUAGACGUAAAUGUGAUUGAUACCCCAGAUAUGUUUGAUGAUGACAUUGCUCCAUCAGUUAGGGACAAACAUGUGAAAAGGUGCAAACAACUCUGGGAGUCAGGACCAUGUGUGUAUGUACUUGUGAUGCAUGUGAGCAGAUUUACAGAUGAUGAGAGAGACAUAAUGGAAAAGUUAGAAAAAGCUUUUGGGAGGGAAGUUAGAGGACGAACAAUCAUCCUGUUCACCCGAGGAAACGACUUGCAGCAGGCAGGAAUGGGCUUGGAGGAUUUUCUUCAUUCUUGCCAACCUGAUCUGAAGAAAAUGGUUGAAAAGUGUGGAAACAGGUGUGUUCUCUUUGAGAACAACAAAUCAGGUCCUGAUCAGGUUGAAAAACUAAUGAAGGUGGUAAACACAAUACUCAAAGACCAGAAUAAUGUAUAAAUUGAAGUGCUUGGAAAUUAUUAUUUUUUUUGCAUAUAUGUAAAAAUAGAGCAUUGAGCGAAUCACUAUCUUGAAGAGGUAGAUGAUCUAAUACAGCUACAAAUGUGAAUCUAUGGUGUUUUCUUUAAUAAAUUUCAUUUGACUUAACACACAGAUGAGAAGAAUGAUCUGAUAUUUUUUCUUGGACUUCUGUCAAAGGAGGCAAUGAAAGCUUGUUAACCUUUGUAAACUGGAACUAAUUCAAUAAAACUAAAAUUUUCAGUACAAAGUG
Molecule: messenger RNA, 1302 nt
Organism: Haplochromis burtoni (Burton's mouthbrooder)
Lineage: Eukaryota; Metazoa; Chordata; Actinopteri; Cichliformes; Cichlidae
Product: GTPase IMAP family member 7
Exons: 4
Coding region: 303-1031 (242 amino acids)
Molecular function (GO): GTP binding
Source: RefSeq, a predicted model, not a curated record